AUGUCAAAAGGUAACACGGGGCAAAGUUCAUUCAAGCUAGAAGAGAACGAGAGCGCUGCUGUUCCAAAACCACCAUUGUUCCAAAGAUGGAAGGCCCACAUGAAGAAAUGGUGGUGGCUAUAUCUGAUCGGCCUGGGCUGCGUUGUCUUGGUCACUAUUCUUCCAAUAGUUUACGUUGGGGUUCCGCACUUUGCCAAUGAUCGCAUUAAUAAGUACGACUUCGACUUCGACGGCUUGUCUAUCACAAAUCCGACACCAAACUCGUUCCAUGUACGGCAAUCACAACAGUUCCAUGUGGGGGUGGGUAGUGGACACCUCUCUGGGUUCAAUGCCUCCAUGCACUACGCGGGCUCUGAUACUCCCUUUGCGGUUCUACCCUUUCCCCGCAUCGACUUUGGAAAUGAUGCUCGUCUUGAGAUUGACCAGGAUUUGGACUUGUCCUGCGUCAGCUGUUUCUCAAAGCUGGCCGAGGAUGCAGUCAGAAGUGAUGGAAUUUCAGUUAAAAUUACUGGAAAGCCAGCUCUCAAGGUGCAAGCACUGCCCACCGCCCAUUUGGACAUUCAUAAAACGGUUACCCUGCCAGGACUGAACGUUGAGGAAUUUAUGAAACGUAACGACGCCUUUAACGUCACCAAGCUUGCUCUUAUCAAUCCUGGUACUCACGACGGGUACAAUGUAAAUGCCACGAUUGUCUUCAAUCCCCCAACCCCAAUUAGUGUUGAAAUGGGUACUGUCAGCUGCAAUCUUACCAUAGAUGACUCGCAGCUGGGGUAUAUUGACAUCCCGGAUCUGACUCUUCGGAAUGGCACCUCAACUGCGGUUGUCCUUGGCGACUUGGAUAUAAGACUCCUCAUACGCAAGGGGUUAUGGGAGAGUAGUAAUUCCAACUAUGGAAAGGUCACGAUCGGUAUUCACGGUAAUCGAAGCGUGUACAACGGGGAAGAAAUUCCCUAUUUUACAGCAGCCGUCAAGGCAAUUUCGGCAUCGACAACAGUUAACUUGUUUGACUAUGUCUCGGAGAUCCUAGGCGGAUUGUAA
This is a messenger RNA of Aspergillus bombycis, 1038 nucleotides long. Its product is annotated as DUF3712 domain-containing protein. The transcript has 5 exons. Gene Ontology annotation, cellular component: fungal-type vacuole membrane. NCBI's taxonomy places the organism in Eukaryota, Fungi, Ascomycota, Eurotiomycetes, Eurotiales, Aspergillaceae. The record is from RefSeq and is a predicted model, not a curated record. Bases 1 to 1038 code for a protein of 345 amino acids.